CACUUUUGUCAUACAGUUGUCUCUUGGCAGAGCCUGGAGCAAUGCUGUGUAGCAUGGGACGGUGAUGGAGAGCAAGCCGGACAGCAAAGACAGGCGAAUCGUCAGUGCCGAAUCUCUGGAGAGGCUGGUGGCUCGUCUCGGUGAUCCCCGGUUUGCCGGAUCAGACUUUUUGUGGACUCUCUUGCUGACAUAUAGAUACUUCACAACAGGAGAAGAAUUGGUAACAGCUCUUGUCAGGUCUUACAGGGAACAGCGAGACGAAACUGAUCCCAGCUUUGAUGAGGAUACGCUGUUCUAUUUUCCUGGCUCCGAUGACGAUUUGACAGACAAUGGGAGUGUUGGAGGAGUUCAGAGUAGCGGCAGUUUGUCAUCGAGUAUCAGCAGUUUGUCUGACCCACGCUUGGCUGCUGUAAACAGUCCGCGCCCGUCAGAUUUGCAGUCACCCACUGACGACUUCGCAGGAGGGUCUGUAGCUCCUUCUGAAUCGCGGACGUCGAUUCUGUCAAAAUUUAAACCCCGUGCACCAAGUUUAGCCUCCGAGCGAACUUUACAACAAGUCAGCGACCAAUUGUGUCUGUCUCAAAGUUCGCUGGGUUUACCAGGCAAGUCGGGACCUUCCAAAGUGAAGCAUUUGUUCUCUAACAUUCGCAGUCGCUAUAGGACCUCUGUGACAGAUUCCCACGUGGAUAGUCUGAAUGAUGACAACAUCAGCAUAGCUUCUACGUCCAGUACAUGUAGUACUACACACCAUGGAGUAGCUAGAUGCUCCACGCUCACGCUGAGAGUGUUCAACAUUUUCAAACAGUGGAUGAGAAAUUUCCCGGAGGACUUCCAGACGUACCCAGAGCUGCUGGUACUGGUCAAGGACUUCUUCCACGAUGUGGUGACCAAUUCACCGGCCACUGACGUGCCGCUUGCCAAGCAGCUACUGCGCCAUCCGAUCCUGGAUAGGAACACGCUUGCGUCGUGUGUGAUGGCGCCGCGAACGCCUGACGAUUGUGUUAUUGUGCAGGAGUUUGACUCGUUAUCUGCUCGUGGCCUAGCCGAGGCGCUGACGAUCGCUGCCCACCAGCACUACUGUGCCAUCAAGGCCAGCGAGUUUGCGCGUAGAGCCUGGAAACGCUCCAACAAAGAAGAUGCAGCGCCAAACAUUGUCUCCGCUAUCACCCGCUGCAAUUGGGUGUCAAACUGGGUAGCAACCGAGAUCAUUCGAGGAGACUCCCCAUUGGAACGCGCUGAACUGAUCGAGAAGUUCAUCCGCCUGGCAACUUUCUGCCUGGAGAUGAAUAACUUCAAUGACACACUGCUUGUUGUGUACAGCUUGCAAACGUCUGCAAUUAAGCGCUUGGAAAAGAGUUGGAAGCAGCUACCAGAGAAGGUCCUGAAGAUGUUCCUUGUCGUCGAAGAGCUGGCAGAUCCGGCCGAGAAGUGCACUUGCAUGCGCGAGCGACUCAGCUCAUCCAAUCCACCGUGUGUACCUUAUCUUGGUGCAUUCCUAGAUCUCAUCUACAGUUCGGACGUUAGCUUGCAGACGUUCACGUCACAGGGCCUGGUCAAUUACUCAAAGCUGUCCAAGAUCUCCGAGAUAGUGCGGGGCAUUCUUCUCUUUCAGCAAGAGCCAUACCCAUUCAAGGCGGAGGAUGAGAUAGAUCAGUACCUCAAGAAUGUCAAGGUCAUGAAUGACGACGAAGUGUAUGCACUGUCCGUUGCCAAGGAGCCGAAGCCGAGUACUGUGUGAGUGCAUGGGGUGUGUUUGUUCGCUGUUUGUAGAUCUUCUGUGUGUUCAUAGGGCUUUUUCGUUGAUUUGAUAAUUCUAGCCAACCUCAUGCUUACAUGCUCCAUGAAAUCUGCAUCUCUAUUUUCACUGAUCAAAAGGUUCAGAUAUACUUUCCAUGUUCAUAUAUUUUAUAUACAUAUGUUACUAUAAUCAAUCUCCGUCCUAUACUCCUUAUAUCGCCCAUACCUCCUAACUGUUUGUUUCCGGCCUCGGCAACUGCGACUUUAUCGAGACAUUAUUUAUCAUGCUCAGGGUAGUUUCUUAGAAUCAAACUGAACACAUCUCAUUCUAAAUAGAAGCCACGAACUGUACUAAAGCAGCAUUCUAUGUCCGCUUUUCUUUGAAUCAGAUCACGUGCCAGUGAUGUCAAACUCUAUCCUUACUGGUUACCCCUGCCCGCCUCUCCAUGGCACUGCUCUAACAAGCAAUGCUGGCGUGUCACGAAUGAAACCCAUGCAGCUCCCACCUGUAUCAGUGGUGGCUGCUGUGCCUGUACCCUCCUGCAGUGGAUGUGUUGUGCCAUGUGCCGACGGUUGUCACCUUGCGUUGGCCAAGGCUAGCCGAGUGAUUGGCUGGAUUACUGAUACUCUGCUGUGGAAAGCUCCACGCAAU
Sycon ciliatum is the source of this 2389-nucleotide messenger RNA. RefSeq names its product ras-specific guanine nucleotide-releasing factor 2-like. Gene Ontology annotation, molecular function: guanyl-nucleotide exchange factor activity. Gene Ontology annotation, biological process: small GTPase-mediated signal transduction. NCBI's taxonomy places the organism in Eukaryota, Metazoa, Porifera, Calcarea, Leucosolenida, Sycettidae. Bases 65 to 1738 code for a protein of 557 amino acids. The record is from RefSeq and is a predicted model, not a curated record. The transcript has a single exon.